Cynocephalus volans (Philippine flying lemur) is the source of this 1342-nucleotide messenger RNA. RefSeq names its product calcium voltage-gated channel auxiliary subunit gamma 1 (gene CACNG1). Gene Ontology annotation, molecular function: voltage-gated calcium channel activity; calcium channel regulator activity. The record is from RefSeq and is a predicted model, not a curated record. Gene Ontology annotation, biological process: regulation of calcium ion transmembrane transport via high voltage-gated calcium channel; calcium ion transmembrane transport. Bases 137 to 811 code for a protein of 224 amino acids. The transcript has 4 exons. Gene Ontology annotation, cellular component: L-type voltage-gated calcium channel complex; membrane. NCBI's taxonomy places the organism in Eukaryota, Metazoa, Chordata, Mammalia, Dermoptera, Cynocephalidae.
GCUCAGCCAGGCACACUAAACUUAGCUUCCACCUCCCGCUCUACAACUGCUGCCACCACCCCAGCCUGGCGGCCACCUGCACAAGAAAACACUGCCACGGGACCCUGCCUGGAGCACACACUCCUUGGUGACCACCAUGUCCCAGACCAAAGCACUGAAAGUCCGUGUGACCCUCUUUUGCAUCCUGGUGGGCAUUGUGCUGGUCAUGGUGGCUGUGGUGACUGACCACUGGGCCGUGCUGAGCCCCCACAUGGAUCUCCACAAUGCCACCUGCGAGGCAGCCCACUUCGGACUCUGGAGGAUUUGCACCAAGCGCAUGGCUGUGGAUGACAGCAAGGACAAGAGCUGCGGAUCCAUCACCCUGACCUGGGAGAAGAACUGCUCCUACUUCAGGCAUUUUAACCCAGGCGAGAGUUCGGAGAUCUUCGAAUUCACCACGCAGAAAGAGUUCAGCAUCUCGGCAGCUGCCAUUGCCAUCUUCAGCCUCGGCUUCGUCAUCUUGGGCACCGUCUGUGUCCUCCUGUCCUUCAGGAAGAAGAGGGAUUACCUGCUGAGGCCCGCCUCCAUGUUCUACGCCUUUGCAGGUCUCUGCAUCUUCGUCUCGGUGGAGGUCAUGCGGCAGUCGGUGAAGCGCAUGAUUGACAGCGAGGACACCGUCUGGAUCCAGUACUAUUACUCCUGGUCCUUCGCCUGCGCCUGUGCCGCCUUCAUCCUCCUCUUCCUGGGCGGCCUGGCCCUCCUGCUCUUCUCCCUGCCUCGAAUGCCCCAGAACCCCUGGGAGUCCUGCAUGGACGCCGAGCCCGAGCACUAGCCUUCCUGCAGCCCCGGCCACCCUCGGGGCUUUCCCCCCAGGAAGCCAAGCCAUGGCCCAGAAGCUUCUAGAGAGGAGGCGAGAGAUUGUUCCCAUCUGCCCCACCCCACGAUGGUCUCAGGCUGCAUCCCCUCUCUGAGCUUGUCUCUGGGCUGUGCCGAGCUCCUCUGCAAAUAGAGCAGUGGACGUGAGUCCAGACCUGACCACGAUUCGGGGCGGGGGAGGCGGCAGGUGGUCAGGUGUUUGGAGAGGCCCAACCUUGCACUGAAGCUCUAAGUUGUCCCCGCUAUGCCAGUUGCUUUUGAUAAGCUGGCUCCAGUUGUCCUUUAUAGAAUGUACAGGGACACCUAUGCUUAUUUACCAGUUCUGGGUGUCAUCCUGUAUAAACAGCCAGUCCCCCUCUCCUUCUCAGUGACAGGACAUGUCCUCUCCAGUGAGCUGAACAUCCCCUCCUUGGCUUCCAGGAGCCCUGAGAAGCUUUUCUAACUGGGUAGAAUCUGACUGUGGUUUGAAAUAAAAUCUCUCAGAAAA